Messenger RNA from Oryzias latipes (Japanese medaka), 3639 nucleotides. RefSeq lists its product as uncharacterized. The record is from RefSeq and is a predicted model, not a curated record. Lineage: Eukaryota; Metazoa; Chordata; Actinopteri; Beloniformes; Adrianichthyidae.
GCUGAUAAGGUCACCUGGCUGCAGUGACUGGCUCUCCUCUGCACACAGAGACAUCUUCCAGAGUUUGAGUUUUUUCAACCUCAGCAUGAAACCUGCUGUGAUCGUCUUUGGCCUGGCAUGGUUCUGCUGGAGAUUUAAUGAAGGAGUGGCUGCAGACCAACUGGAGGGUUUUAUUCAGUGGGAAUGUCGUGAUCGACACCUGUGGAUCCAGGUGGUCUCGGCUCAGCCACCGCGCCUGGAAGCUGUCGAUGGAAGUGAGGUCCAUCUGAUUGACAAGCAGCUGGCCUCGCGCUGUGGCUACACCAUCAGCUCCUUAAAGCCUGAGCCCUUCUACUCAUUCAGAGCCUCCUACUAUUCCUGCUUCACCCACAACCAGAACGACGAGGUGUUCGUGUUCAAAUUCAAUGUGAUGGUGAGUGACGAUAGCGGCAGGUGGAGCAGCCGGUCCGUUUCUGCGCUCUGUCCCGGUCUGGUUUGGACCCACAGGGAGGUCAUCUGUGAGGAGGACUACAUGGAGGUGAACGUGAACAGACAGUCCUCGUGUGGGGGCCAGAUGGGGGAGGGGGCACAGGUGUGGCAGGAAGCUCUCUUUCAGGCUCAGAGAACGGCCAGUUUUGCCUGGCAGCUGAUGUUCCUACAGGAGGAUGGAAGAUUUCCCUCCAUGUCUCCCCUUGAGGCGCAGAGGUGGGGCUACAGCCUGACGGCCUCCACCCACAGGCUGGUACUUCGUGCUCCGUACCAGCGACCGCAUGCUGUGCUGACAAAGGUGGAUGGGGUCCCUGUAGAGGUCCUCCGGGUGUUCCUGUUCUUCAAACAGAAGCUCCUGGUGGUGAUGAUAGACGUGUCUAUGGCCUGCCCCGUCAAUUCUGCCAUGUUUGACGGCACCCAAUUACAGUGGGACAUCCCCCAGAUUAUACCUCCUCUUGUUGGCGACGGAGCAAAAUUUGAAAGUCAAAACUUUAGUCUGGGAGUGGAGGGCUUUCUGCUGGAUGAGUCCACUGCCGCCUCCAGAGGACUGAGCCUGCUUCAACAAGGAGGAAUGGUCAAAAUUAGAGUUCCUUUUGGGGCAGAAGGCGGUUACACAAAGAGUCUGGUUCUGGAGAACGUGUAUAAGGAGGCAUUUACGAUGGAGCUCCUGUAUGAACAUGUCUUCUCGCUGGUCUCUGAAGAUGGGAGCAGCUUCCAGACUAAACACAGAAUGUUGAAAGUGCUGGAAUCACCUCUGAUCUGCCGCGUGCCUUUCAGCCUCAACAAGAGCAUCAGUGAGCAGCAGAUGUUCAGCAUCUACUUGGGGAACAUUCCUGCAGACGUUUUCUUGGAAGAAGUUCUGAUAAAUGGAAAGCAGCUGCUGGUGUCGGGGGAGCCGAAGCUGGGAUUGAGCAUCAGGCCAGUCGUGCACCUGAACGGUAGCCGAGGUUAUGAGCUUCAGCUGCCCUUUGAUGAUCCGGCUGUUCGCUGGACGAACAUGGGUGGAGGUGUGGUGCUGUAUACUAUAGAUGCAAACUUCACACUCACUGUGAUGCCUCACAGGCAGUCCUACUACUACAACACUGUGAUCACAGCGCAGGUGCUGAAUGCAUUCCCUCCAGAAAUCACAGCUCAGUGUUUGGAGGGAGGAAUCUCCUUCAGUGUGGUGAGACCCACACUUGGUCUCUGGGAAGUAGGAAUCGACCAGGAGCCGCUGACGAUGGAGCUGGUGGCGCAAAGGGGGUACCGCCUUUUGAACGACAGUCUCAGAACUGUCCUAGAGGUCCCCAUCUUCUCUGUUGGAUACACUUAUGAAGAAAUAAACUUGUCGAACUUCUAUGCCACAUUCAAACUGCUUUUAAGAGACUCUAAAACUCUGGAGGUCCAAGCAUCAACCUCUAAACGCUGCCUCUUUAAAACCAGAGACAUGAUAGUCUGCUCUUCAGAUGGGACCAUGACAGUGGUGGCAACCCCAGCCUCCACCUGGCCCUCAGUACAGCCUGAGAGGACCAGUCUGCUAGACCGCCACUGCCGGCCUAAACAGACCGACACAAGCCGCGCUCUGUUUGAGUUUAAGCUGGACUCCUGUGGCACCAGGGCUGUGGCUGGGGAUUGGUACGUGGUUUAUGAGAAUGAGAUCCUGCACGAUCGGCAACUGAUCGCAGACGGCCCGAACUUCAUCUCCAGGGAGCCCCAGUUCAAAGUGACAGUAAGGUGCUUCUAUCCCCUUGGUGCCAUCAAUAGAUUAUCCAUAGACCGGUUCUCAGCAGCUCCUGGAAUUGGAUCCAUCAAAGUCUUUCAGAGCCACAAAGACCCUGGGAACAAACACUGUCCACAUAAGGCUGUUCCAAACUCUCCCCUUGACGAGCUCCACCCCAACCUGGCUGCAGGGGAAGACCUGACCCAGAGAGUCAUUACCCCUCAACCUGUGCAGAGUCACUUGAUUCCAGAAUUUAAUUCCAAGAUGGAUGUCUCCACAAAUCCUUUAAAGUCUUUAGAAACUCAAACGCAGCAAGUCCCUGAACUGAACAGGUUGCCAGACAGUGGAACCCAGUGGGUACGUUUCAGGACGCCAACGCCAAGCCCUGUGGGGCCAACUUGGGAAGGACCAAAUGAAAACGUGAAGUUUUUUGGUGGGAUUUCUGACACGUCGGGCAGUGGCGACUCAAGGGGGUGGGGACAGAAAUCUGAGCGAUUUGGCUCCCCACACUACGAGAGAUUUAACACAGAUGGGCCAAUCCACCAGCCUGCAAGUCCACAUGAACCGCCUCAUGCCCCUGACCUCCACCCACUACUACCACCAAAGUACCACAUUGGAAAUCAGUUACUUGUGUCCAGCAGAGACAAAACACCGGCACCAGCUUCUUCCACCACAUACACAGUCACUGACUGGUCCAAGAAGGUCCUGGAGCCUCCCGGGACCAAAAUGACCAACGUGGUCAGCAGAGACGCCCAGCCCCCAAACAGAGCUGGGACUGAGAGCCAGAACGUUCAGAGCAUAAGAGUAAAACCUCCAAGUAAAUUUAUGUCUUUGAGCCCAAAUCUCAACCAAAAGCCUCUAGUUCAGAGAGUGAACCCUCAGACAGAAAACCCUCAUGCCUCUGUGACCACAUCAAGCCGACAGAACCUCUGGAUACCCCAACAGAUGUUUGAGCACAGACGCACAAACCCAAGGGAGGACACAGUCUUUCAGAGAGCAAAGGUCUCAUCCCUACAGGAACCAGCUCUACACAGGAUCAAGCCAGAUCAGUUAAAACAAAGCCCUGGUCCUUCUUCACAGCAGCAGAAAUGGGUCCCAUCCUUGGCGGAAACUGGCAUAAAAACAUGGGGGUCAUUUGGAGGAGGUGAUCUUCAAGGUGCAGGGAUGCCUCAUGGUGGCUAUGGCGCUGCAGAAAAGGUUCAGUCUGAGGGCCAGAAUCCAGAGAUUGCUACCAGGAUGCAACUCCACAGCUCAGUGCACAAGAAGGGCUUCAGCACAGGAAACACAAACUCCUCAGUCGCUUCCUGGUCGACCCUCCAAAACAGUUUCCAAGACUUGGACCAGAGAGUGCUGAGCUGUGGAGAAGAGUCUGACCUGCGAGGGACUAGUGUCCAUCAAGGUCUUGUCAGACGCAUGGGUAAAUGGAUCAGCUGAUGGUUGACUGACGACUAUUAAAGAUUUUUUUUUCCACA